Molecule: messenger RNA, 2047 nt
Organism: Carassius carassius (crucian carp)
Lineage: Eukaryota; Metazoa; Chordata; Actinopteri; Cypriniformes; Cyprinidae
Product: mitogen-activated protein kinase 14A-like
Exons: 12
Coding region: 107-1192 (361 amino acids)
Biological process (GO): p38MAPK cascade; protein phosphorylation
Cellular component (GO): nucleus; cytoplasm
Molecular function (GO): MAP kinase activity; ATP binding
Source: RefSeq, a predicted model, not a curated record
GUCGUUUACUUUCCACUUUUGAUUUUUGCAAGAAGACUUGACCACCUUGAAUCACAGGCAGGGAAAGCAGAAGUCUCAACUCGCCUCGGGCGCUCGUUCUGCAGGCAUGUCGCAGAAAGAAAGACCAACUUUUUAUCGACAAGAGGUCAACAAGACGAUAUGGGAGGUCCCUGUGCGAUAUCAGAACUUAUCUCCCGUCGGCUCUGGUGCAUACGGAUCUGUUUGCUCUGCAUAUGAUGAAAAGACCGGAUUGAAGAUCGCUGUGAAGAAGCUGUCAAGGCCGUUUCAGUCCAUUAUCCAUGCCAAGCGAACCUACAGGGAAUUGCGGCUACUCAAGCAUAUGAAACAUGAGAAUGUGAUCGGCUUGCUGGAUGUUUUUACACCUGCCACCAGCCUGGAGGAGUUUAAUGAUGUGUACCUGGUGACUCAUCUAAUGGGUGCUGACCUGAACAAUAUUGUGAAGUGUCAGAAGCUGACCGAUGAUCAUGUUCAGUUCCUUAUUUACCAGAUCCUGCGAGGGCUUAAGUACAUCCAUUCGGCUGAUAUAAUUCACAGGGAUUUGAAACCCAGUAAUCUGGCAGUAAAUGAAGACUGUGAACUUAAGAUCCUUGACUUCGGUCUGGCUCGACACACAGAUGAUGAGAUGACAGGGUAUGUGGCCACAAGGUGGUACCGUGCUCCAGAGAUCAUGCUUAACUGGAUGCACUACAACAUGACAGUGGACAUUUGGUCAGUGGGCUGCAUCAUGGCUGAGCUGUUGACAGGCAGGACUCUGUUUCCUGGCACAGAUCAUAUAAACCAGCUUCAACAGAUAAUGCGACUUACAGGAACUCCGCCUGCCUCUCUAAUAAGCAGGAUGCCUAGCCAUGAGGCUCGUACUUACAUCAACUCACUUCCUCAGAUGCCCAAGAGGAGUUUUGCUGACGUGUUUAUCGGAGCUAAUCCACUAGCUGUGGACCUUCUAGAAAAGAUGCUGGUCUUGGACACGGAUAAGCGCAUCACGGCAGCGGAGGCUCUAGCUCACCCGUACUUUGCUCAGUACCAUGACCCAGAUGAUGAACCCGAGGCAGAGCCUUUCGACCAGAGCUUUGAGAGCCAAGAGCUUGAUAUUGAAGAGUGGAAACGUCAGACAUAUGAAGAGGUGAUAAGUUUUGAGCCGCCAGUCUUUGAAGGAGAUGAAAUGGAAUCUUGACCUUCUCUUCUGGAUGGCAAUCAAACCAACUGUACUACUUUUAGAGUAAAUGCUGUCAUUUUGCAGUAUUGUAAUCAGCCAGGCAGUAGGUUGUUUGACUGUUUCUUUUCUUUUUUAUGAUGUCUGCUGGGCCAGACAGAAGGAAUAGAUGUCAUGGAAAAUCCUUAUUUCACACAUAGAAUCUCUUCAAAAGAUUCUGAUAGUAAUACUGUCAACAAUUUUAUUCAUGCUAAUCCAUUUGUAAAUGUAACAUCUCCCUGAAAUGUCUUAGUUGUGCUGUCAUAAUGUUCUUUGUGUACAGUGCAUUACAUUUGCAGUACUUUUAAAAUGUUCAGAAAACAUUGUUCAUUUAGUUUCUGUUCAUAUAUUUUUCCAAUGAUAUAAUGAGCAUUGUAUUUAAAGAAUGAAAGUAUGUUGCUCCUUAAUCAGUUUUCAUAAAGAUGGGAUUUAUUGGCGUGUACUUUGAUAGAGCUAGGAUGAGAAAUGUAAAUUGUUGCAUUGGGUAUUGGUGAUACAUUUAGGCUGAUUGUAAAUAUACGUUCUAUAAACCUUUUCGAAUCUGUAGCGGUUUUAUUACUGAUCUUUUUCACAUUGUUUGUGUGUGUUUCCUAGGGAGGGAAAGUGUCUGUUUGUCUUUCUGUCUGAGGUUACUACUAUGAACUGUAUGCGACAUGAUAAUGCCUCCAAUAGCUGUUUUUAAAAUGCUAUUAAUUGAAUGUUCAAAUAUGAAAGUAGAGUAAAAUAUUUAUAUACUGUUGAGGUGGUAUUUAUUAACCUGAAAAACACCUGACAUAGAACACAAUGAAUCAAACACACCAUUGUUUACGGAAAAUAAAGGCCGAUAUUUUUCUGAAA